This is a messenger RNA of Macadamia integrifolia, 2038 nucleotides long. RefSeq names its product protodermal factor 1-like. The record is from RefSeq and is a predicted model, not a curated record. Bases 258 to 1373 code for a protein of 371 amino acids. The transcript has 4 exons. Lineage: Eukaryota; Viridiplantae; Streptophyta; Magnoliopsida; Proteales; Proteaceae.
ACUAGCUUCAGGCAGACCCAUCUCCUACUUCAAUCUCCUCUCAUUACCUUCCUGCAGUAAGCCUUGCUGAAGCAGAGAUGGUCACCACUUACUAGCUUCAGGCAGACCCAUCUCCCACUUCAAUCUCCUCUCAUUACCUUCCUGCAGUAAGCUUUGCUGAAGCAGAGAUGGUCACCACUUACUAGCUUCAGGCAGACCCAUCUCCCACUUCAAUCUCCUCUCAUUACCUUCCUGCAGUAAGCUUUGCUGAAGCAGAGAUGGAGCCAACAAGAACCUCAGUCCCUUUGUUCAUGUGGGCUCUGUUAGCUGUUUUAGUUUCUCAGAACUUAGUUAUUCCUGUCAUGUCCACAAACUUUGAAGAUCAAAGGCACUACUACUCCCCCAGCCCACGUACCGGAGAUCCACAUAAGAGUCCUUCACCAUCCCACGGCUCUACACCCUCACAUGGAAGCAGUGGCAGCUACAACCCUACACCUUCAACACCUUCAAUUGGCAUAGGUGGUGGUGGUGGAUACUACUCCUCCCCUCCAAGUUCCGGCAGUGGUGGUGGUGGUGGAUACUACCCCUCUCCAAGUUCUGGCAGUGGUGGUGGUACUAUUCCAAGUGAUCCACAUAGGGGUCCUUCCCAUGGAACUUCGCCAGACGGCUCUACACCCUCACAUAGAAGCGGUGGGAGCUACAACCCUACACCUUCAACACCUUCAACCGGCGGAGGUGGUGGUAGUGGUGGAUACUACCCCUCCCCUCCAAGUUCAAGCAGUGGUGGUGGUGGAUGUUCCCCCUCCCCUCCAAGUUCAGGCAAUGGUAGUGGUGGAUACCACCCCUCUCCUCCAAGUUCAGGCAGUGGCAGUGGAUACGACCCGUCCCCUCCAAGUCCUGGCAGUGGUGCUGGUGGUGGAUACUAUCCCUCUCCUCCAAGUUCUGGCAUUGGUGGUGGUACUCCUCCAUCCACUCCAACUGUUACCCCAACAAUUCCUGUUGUCUCCCCACCAUCAACACCACUGUUUCCUGAUCCCAAUAUACCCAUCAUUGGUACAUGCAAUUUCUGGAGGACGCACCCAGGGCUUGUAUGGGGUCUCCUAGGCUGGUGGGGUACAGUGGGAGGUGUGUUUGGUGUCGCCGCUACCCCGGCAUAUGGGACGAACUUAAGCUUGCAGCAGGCACUAGCCAACACGCGCAGAGAUGCGACUGGUGCACUCUACCGAGAAGGAACAGCUUCCUUCCUCAACUCCAUGAUUAACAAUAAGUUCCCUUUCACCACCAGGGAAGUGAAGGACAGUUUUAUUAGGGCACUUGCGUCCAACAAAGCUGCAGCAGCCCAAGCAGAGCUCUUCAAGCAAGCUAAUGAGGGACGACUCAAGCCCAGAACUUAGAGAACUCAUUUUUCUCUAGGUUUUUACAGAUUUUCUGCUAGUGUUCUUUAGGGGUGUUUGGAUUUUUAUUUGGUACUGUUAGUCACCAGGACGGGUCUAUGUUAAGCUAGUUUUUUAUGACUACCUCGUUUUAAGGACAUUUAAGUUGUAUUUGAUAAAUCUCUCCGCCAUCCUUGGAGACAUUUACGAAAUCAAAAUGACACAAGCGCUUCGGAAAAAAAAAAAAGAAGAUUGUAUCUGAUAAAGACAUCAUCCUUCGAUUACUAUGUCUAGGGUGUCAAUCAGUCGGGCCGGGCCGGGCUUGGCGAGCCUGUACCCUUGGAUUGUGACCUGCCUAUUUAAGGAAUAGGUCGAGCUCGGUCGGGCAUGGUCAGGCUCUGUAAGGGGGACAGAUGGGCCUCGCAGAGUGAUGUCUCCAAACAUGUCUAGCGACUAUGGGGAUGGGGAAAGUAUGAUUUUUGGAGUUGCCACCUAGGAUUCAAGGCCUAGAACCCUGUUGUGGAGCUCGAUUCCGAUCAAGGGAUCGAGCUCAAAUAAGGGAUUGGAUUACUAUGAAAAUAUGGAAAUAUCCCAUUCCGUAUGCAGCGGUUUUGUACAGAUCAUGCAGAGUUUCGAGAUUUUGUUUGGUCUUCUUGGGAAGUCCCUUCGAAAGGAACGCUUAUCUA